CCAGUAGCACCUGCGAGCACCAGCACAAACCAACCCGCCAAACGAUCUCACCUUGCUUGCUUGGGUUUGAUCCUCCCACUUACUUACUGUGCUUUAUCACCCGACUAUACGACAAACUCCCUCUCGAUUGGAAUCUAGCCGUAAAGAAACGUUAGCAGAUAUUAUACAGUCCUUUCUCCGACAAAUUUUUACUUUCCUCACCGAUUAUUCCCCCUUCACCCAUUGAAGUGUUUCGUGUACCUCCGCAUUUGCGCCCUCGAUUCAUCAACCGGAAUUCAAACUCGCUGCGCCGAACGAUCGACCGACACUUCAGCCAAGAUUACAUCGAAGACGAAGAAGAGUACUGCCGGACUUGCACGUCAUAAAGCCAUAACCUCCGUUCCGAACCCCCUCGAACAAGAAAAGAUACACCCAACAUGAUGCCAGCGGCGCACGUCUACGGACACCACCAAUUCAACCCUCAGGGAGGAGACUCGGCUUGGAUGCACCAGCAGCCUGGCGCGCAUCAUGCCCAUACCCAGCAACAGCAACAGCAAGUGGCCGCUGCAGCCGCAGCCGCCGUUCAGCAGCAGCAGCAGCAGCAGCACUUUAACCGUCUUGCUGGCGCGGGUCAGCUCCCCGGCCACGGUCAGGAUGCCGAUCACAGCAAUGUCUCGGAGGACAACCGGCGUACCAUGGCCUUUAUAGCCGAUCUUCUCAACGAGAACACUCGGGAGGCUGCUUUGUUGGAACUUAGUAAAAAGCGCGAGCAGGUCCCCGAGUUGGCUCUCAUAUUGUGGCAUUCAUUCGGUGUCAUGACCUCUCUCCUCCAAGAGAUCAUCUCAGUUUAUACUCUUCUUAACCCAUCCCAGCUCACUGCAGCUGCCUCAAACAGAGUGUGUAAUGCACUUGCCCUCCUCCAGUGCGUUGCUUCUCACAACGACACAAGGACCCUGUUUCUCAAUGGUGCGUAUAUCUUGUCUCAUAAAGAGGUUCCACAUGGCUCACAAUAUAUAGCACAUAUUCCUCUGUUCCUCUACCCUUUUCUUAACACCACUUCCAAAUCUCGGCCUUUCGAGUACCUCCGGCUCACGAGCCUGGGUGUCAUCGGUGCGCUUGUCAAGAAUGAUUCAUCUGAAGUCAUCAACUUUCUUUUGACCACAGAGAUCAUUCCUCUCUGCUUGCGCAUCAUGGAGACGGGUUCGGAACUUAGCAAGACCGUAGCCAUCUUCAUCGUUCAGAAGAUCCUUUUGGACGACAAUGGUCUCAACUACAUAUGCGCUACAUACGAGCGGUUCUAUGCAGUUGGUACGGUCCUUAGCAACAUGGUUGCUCAACUUGUCGAGUCACAAACCGCUCGCCUCCUCAAGCACGUCGUCAGGUGCUUCCUUCGCUUAAGUGACAACGCUCGCGCUCGUGAGGCUCUGCGACAGUGCCUCCCUGAGCCACUCCGCGAUGCUACCUUCUCCUCCGUGCUCCGCGAUGACGCAGCGACUAAGAGAUGCCUUGCCCAGCUGCUUAUUAACCUAUCGGACAACGUCGCGGAUCCUAACUCUGGCGGUGUGUCCAGCAUGUAA
Molecule: messenger RNA, 1556 nt
Organism: Fusarium redolens
Lineage: Eukaryota; Fungi; Ascomycota; Sordariomycetes; Hypocreales; Nectriaceae
Product: cell differentiation family, Rcd1-like-domain-containing protein
Exons: 3
Coding region: 417-1556 (379 amino acids)
Biological process (GO): mRNA catabolic process; negative regulation of translation
Cellular component (GO): CCR4-NOT complex; P-body; CCR4-NOT core complex
Source: RefSeq, a predicted model, not a curated record